Molecule: messenger RNA, 2205 nt
Organism: Closterium sp. Naga37s-1
Lineage: Eukaryota; Viridiplantae; Streptophyta; Zygnematophyceae; Desmidiales; Closteriaceae
Source: the annotation of a GenBank genome assembly
AUGUGGACAGCGGAGCAGAGCCCUUGCCGCCCAGGCGCAUUCGGUGACGUCACGUACGAUCCGACCCCGCGAAUCGAGGGGUUCUUUGGUUUCGGCGGAAAUUGCAAUGCCCGCAAAACCGUCACGAUCGCAGUCGCCGACGACUCGGCGACGGCAUCUGCGACCCCAGGCCGUGGCUCGCCGACACAGGAAGACGGACUCGGCGACGCAAAUGGCGAAAACAUCCUCGAAGGUAACUUUGCGGUGGGCGCGACGGCGGUGGCGCCUGAGAAGGGUUCGGAUCCGCAGUUGCUUGAAAUCUCCCCCGCAACGGCCGGACUCUCGGCGCAAGCGGGGGAAGCGGAGAAGCCGCAGCUUGUGGAGGCGUCAGUUGCGGUGCGGUUGCGCGGACAGAAGCAGUCGGACCUGACGGUUCCGGGAUUUGCCGUUGCAGGGAAGGAUAGUUCAACCGAGCCUGUAAAUGCGCGUGGUCCGCGGAAUGCUGGACAGGGGAAUGGUUCUGCGGUGGUAACGGCGCAGGCUGCGCCAGACAGGGCAGUCCGGGGAGCGGAUGGGGGAGUGGCGCUGAAAGCAUCCGCAGCGGGAGUGGCGGGAGUUGCGGAUGCUCUGGAGCGGCAGCAAGGCCCCACGGCCCAGUGCCCUGAUUUCCGCUGCAACUGGCCGCGCACGGGGUUCUUCUUUGACCGCCCGGGCAAGGGCCACCAGGCGGUGAUUGUGACGGCCUACACCAACCAGCCGUUCGAGUGCUGGCGCAUCUGCCGCCGCACUGAGCACUGCGCCUUCUGGAUGUUCGAGAUGCAGGCAAUCCAAGGCCGAUGCAAGCUGUGGAGGAAGGAGCAGAGCCCAUGCGAGCCAGCAGACCCUGCAGACGUCACCUCCACCACAUACCAACAAAGGGCAGAUGGGCUGUUUGUGGUGGGCGGUAACUGCGAAGGAGCUCUUCUCCCCUCUUCCGCCCGUGCUGCUCGUGCUGGUCUUGGCGUGCGCUCCAAGGGGGGCCUCACCACGUGUGCUGUACUCAAUGCCCACGUUGGUGCUGACAUCAUCGGAGCCAAUGUCGACGGCACAGCUGACAUCAGCAUUCUCCGCAGGGGAGCAUCCGUUUAUCUAUCCUACAAGAUCACAGCACAAGGCUUAACUCAGCGCCCAUCAUCCUCCCCAGCCAUCGUCGCCCGUAACCCCUGCUCUCCCUCCUCCACUUCCUCCACCUCCUCCUCCACUUCCUCCUCCUCGCCUGCUGUGGCCGCAUCUGCUUCCCUGUCCGGAGACGGCUCACUGCACGCCUCCCUCUCUCCCUCCACAGGAGCCACCGGCUCUGACGGAUCGCUCUCCGCCGCAGGGGGUCUCUCAGCCUCCACAAACCUCCUCAACACCGGAGCCACUGCUGCGGGCAGCACUGACGCCUCCCUCCCCAAAGCCACUGCUUCAGGCUCAGGCUUUAUCGCCGCCUCAACUGCUCUCCUUAACACGUCAGCCACUGCCAGCGGUGGUGCCCACGCGUCUCUCCCCAACGCCACUCUCUCUGGCUCUGGCUCUCUCUCUGCCUCCACCGGUCUGCUCAACACAUCUGCUCGUGCCGGCGCUGGUGCGGCAGCCUCCCUUCCCAACGGCACUGUGUCUGGAUCUGGUUCUCUGGCUGCUUCCUCUGGGCUGCUCAACACCUCCGCUGACGUUGGUGCCGGUGUCAACGCAGGCUCGGGCGGUGUCCAAGCCAACCUCGGAGGCUCGGUGAACCUUGACCUCAACCCCGCUGGUGUUAUCUCGGGGAUUGGUGGGGUUGUCUCUGGCGCAGGUGGAGCAGUAGGGAGCGUGGUUGUUUCGGCAGGGAAGACUGCAGGCUCGGUGGUAGGUUCCGUGGGCAACAUUGCAGGUUCGGUGAUUGGCACUGCGGGCAAGGUGGCCGGCUCGGCAGGGAAAGCAGCAGGCUCGGCUCUUAGCUCGGUGCCUUCGAUUCUGUCUCCCCUGGUUGUCCUUCCUGGUGCUUGGGUGAAGGCUGCAGUUGAUGCCAAGGUUGGAGUCAACAUUGGUGCUGCUGGUGCAGCUGCAGCAAGCGUGUAUGCGAUGGUGGGAGAGACUCGCCUCUCUGCUGACCUUGCAUCGUCCCUCCUCGCUCGCAUCUCCGCCCGCUCCUCCUCCGCUUCCGCUCCUCUACCCCUCUUCCUCUACCUCAACGCGCACCAGAAUCUCGUUGCCUUCCUGCAGUAA